GCGCUAGGCCUUCUGGGUAGGACAUCUCCUUAGCGGCCAUAUUCUAUUAUCGCCAAGGCUGAAGGAGAGAGGAGUAUCAUGAAGGGGAUUCGGGGAAUAAGCCAGCUCUCGACGAGGCUGUAUGCAGCACAGGCUGCACGCAAGUUGGAGGCCGCAGAACACGUUUCUUUCCAACCACAGGAAGUCCAGGUGACCAAGCUCCCCAGUGGACUGGUGAUCGCCUCCCUGGAGAACUAUUCCCCGGUCUCCAAGAUCGGCGUGUUCGUCAAGGCCGGCUGCCGCCAUGAGAGCCACGACAACGUGGGGGUCACCCACAUCCUCCGAUUGGCUUCUAACCUGACCACCAAAGGAGCUUCGGCCUUCAAGAUCUGCCGUGGCAUCGAGGCAGUCGGAGGUCAUCUGAGCGUGACCUCAACCCGGGAGAACAUGGCUUACUCUGUUGACUGCUUGAGGGAUGACGUGGAUACGGUGAUGGAGUACCUGAUCAACGUGACCACGGCGCAGGAGUUCCGCCCCUGGGAGGUGUCGGCACUCACGCCCAAUGUGAGGAGGGACGUUGAUGAUGCUGCAGACAGCGGCCAUGUUGGUUUGGUUGAACUUUUGCACCAAGCGGCCUACAAGAAUGCCCUGUCCAACUCCCUCUAUUGUCCAGAAUUCAUGGUCGGCCACAUUCAGUCCGAACACCUUCACCAGUUUGUCCAGAACAAUUUCACAAGCGCCAGGAUGGCUCUUGUGGGACUUGGUGUGGAGCACUCUGUUCUGAAGCAGGUGGGAGAGCAGUUCCUCAACAUCCGCAGUGGGGCCGGGGCAAGCGGUGGUCAGGCCCAGUACCGCGGAGGUGAAAUGCGGCAGCAGGCCAGGGGCAGCAUGGUCCACUGUGCCGUGGUGAGUGAGUCUGUGGCGGCGGGCUCCCCUGACGCCCUGGCCUUCAGCGUGCUGCAGCACGUCCUGGGGGCUGCCCCCCACAUCAAGAGGGGCUCCAACACCACCAACAAACUGGUCCAGGGAAUCAACAAGGCCACCAGCUUGCCCUUUGAGGCCUCUGCGUUCAACAGCAGCUACUCCGACUCUGGUCUCUUUGGGGUCAGCACAGUCUGCCAGGGUGCAGCCGCUGGGGAUGUGAUCAGGGCCGCCGUGGCCCAGGUCAAGGCGGUUGCCGACGGCGACGUCACCGCGGCCGACCUCACCCGGGCCAAGAACCAGCUGAAGAGCCAGCAGCUGAUGUCUCUGGAGACCUCUGAGGGCUUCCUGGAGGCCCUUGGCUCCCAGGCUCUGGCCAGCGGGGCCUACCUGUCCACAGACGCCGCCGCCAAGAACAUCGACAACGUCUCCCUCACCGACGUGGCCAAUGCUGCCAAGAUGUUUGUGUCCGGAAAGAAGACCAUGGCAUCCGUUGGCAACCUGGGGUCCAUUCCCUUCGUCGACGAGCUCUAAUUGCUCUUAUAAACUGUUCCGUUCCCUACCUAUCUUUCCUCCUAAGCGGGUGAACUGGUUGGUUUUGACCGAAAUGCUACAAGAGAAAUGUCAUCAUUCAUUAUAGUAAAACUGGUAUGAAACAAUAGUCACAGGAGUUUCCUGUUUUUUUGGUGAACCUGUAUAGAGUAUUUCAGGGGUCCCAAUCCACAUGUUUGCCAACUUGAACUGUAUAAUUCAUGUAAAUUAAAGAAUAAAAUAACUAUCUCAAA
This is a messenger RNA of Gadus chalcogrammus (walleye pollock), 1685 nucleotides long. It is a transcript of the gene uqcrc2b, whose product is annotated as cytochrome b-c1 complex subunit 2, mitochondrial. The transcript is spliced from 14 exons. The coding region runs from base 79 to 1434 and encodes 451 amino acids. The record is from RefSeq and is a predicted model, not a curated record. Gene Ontology annotation, cellular component: mitochondrion. Gene Ontology annotation, molecular function: metal ion binding. Lineage: Eukaryota; Metazoa; Chordata; Actinopteri; Gadiformes; Gadidae.